UGAGCGCCUGCUGUGUGUCGGACACUGAGUGUGCUAAGCAUUGGAGAAACAGGCGAAUGAAGUCGGGACAAGCCCUUCCAUGUGUAUCGACCUCUAAUCCCGGCGGGCGGGUCGUCUAUUCCUAACGUGUGUAUUUCUGGAGACCCCAAGAUGUGAAGGGCUGCAGGGACUAUGCUCUCCCAGAGUCUCUUCGGAGUGCGGAUCCCUUGGCCUAGGCCACGUUCCCACUUCUUCUAAACCCUUUCCCCAACCAUGUAAGGAGAGGCAGCUGCUGGGGGCGUCCCCAGGAUCUAAAGAUAGCGGCCCCUGCCUCGGAUUCCAAACGCCUCGGGGCAGCGGGAGCCGCCAUGGCACGGCAGCAUGCUCGGACCCUGUGGUACGACAGGCCCAAGUAUGUGUUCAUGGAGUUUUGUGUUGAGGACAGCACCGAUGUCCAUGUGCUCAUCGAAGACCACCGCAUUGUGUUCAGCUGCAAGAAUGCCGAUGGAAUGGAGUUUUAUAAUGAGAUUGAGUUCUAUGCCAAGGUGAACUGCAAGGACUCACGAGAUAAGCGCUCUGGCCGCUCCAUUACUUGCUUUGUGAGGAAAUGGAAGGAGAAGGUGGCCUGGCCCCGACUCACUAAGGAGGAUAUCAAGCCAGUGUGGUUGUCUGUGGAUUUUGAUAACUGGAGAGACUGGGAAGGGGAUGAAGAAGUGGAGCUGGCUCAGGUGGACCAUUAUGCAGAGCUUUUGGAGAAGGUCAGGACCAAGAGGCCUCCCCCUGCAAUGGACGACCUGGAUGAUGAUUCUGACAGUGCGGAUGCAACAAGUAAUUAACUUUCUGUGACAGCAGAGCUGGGGAGGAAGCUGUGGCUAUCUUCCAGUCACUCUAACAAGCUAGGUCCUGGGUCUUUCUCAACUCUUUGGCUGUGCGCCAGGGUCCUCUGGGAUCUCCGAACUUUCCUAGAAGCUCUUUAUUAAGGGUCCUCCUUCAUGCUUUAUUUCUAUUUCCUAGGCACUUGACUAAGGCUGCUGUGUCAGAUGACAGGAUAGGAGAGGAGUAGACAGGUGGGGCUUCUGACUUCCUACCAAUUGGCUGCAAUCUUUGUGUUUGGGCCACUCAUCAGGGCUUUGUGGAGUACUUGAGCCUCUGUGUGUGUGUAUGUGUAAGAGCAAAAGCCAUAGAAGCAGCAUAUAGCUUAUAAUAAAUCUGUAGGAACUGUUCUGUGUCUCUUUCCUUUUUGUACUUCUUCCUCCUAGAGGGAAGCCUCUUCCUGUCUAUAGCUCCUCUCCAGUGGAGAGGUGGGUGUCAGAGAUCCUGGCCCUUACUGUCGAGAUUGGAAGAAGAAAGAUAUUGGGAGCAGACUUGUAACCAAGCCGGGGAACUUUCCCAUGCCCAGAUCUUCAGAGCAGAAACCAGCCUUUCACUGUAUAGCUAAUACUGCCACCUCUAGAACCAGCCAGAAACCCACCUUAGCUUCCUGCAUACUCCAGAAAUAUCUUUACUUUUUUUUUUUUUUUUUGGCACUUAAAAAGCAGUUAGGCCAUUUAUUGGCACUAGGAGAGCAUUCCUUUAAAUAUCUUUACACUUUUGUUUUGUUUUGUUUUUCAGUACGUGGGCCUCUCCCGUUGCGGAGCACAGGCUCCAGACGCGCAGGCUCAGCAGCCAUGGCUCACGGGCCCAGCUGCUCCGCGGCAUGUGGGAUCUUCCCGGACCGGGGCACGAACCCGCAUCCCCUGCAUCGGCAGGCGGACUCUCAACCACUGCGCCACCAGGGAAGCCCUAUCUUUACACUUUUAAAGCUAAUUGUUACAUUAGUUAAUGCCUAUGUCUGUUUACUACUCUAUUCAUCAGCUACCCCAUUCAUCCAUAAACAUUUUCUGAGGGCCCAGUGUGUACUUAAACUGUCACUUAAACAAAAUGCAACACUCAGGCUUUGCCCUUGAAUUCAUGGUAAAGUACUGAGAUUUGUUAAAAAAAAUUAAAAUCUAAAGUUUAUUUCAGUAAUAUAGGGACAUAGUUUAAAAAAUUAAAUAGUAUAGAAGGGUCUAAAAUUUAAAGUAGAAUUUGCACUCCCUCAAUAGCUGUAACCACUGUUAACAAUUUCUUCAAUAAAUUUAUAUAUUUAUGUCUAGAUCUUUAUAUCUAUAUUUAUACCUGUUAUAAAUUUCUUAAUACCUGUAAUUAAUAUUAUAUAAUUAUAUAGUUAUAUAUAAAACAUACAACAUAUCUGGAACAUAUACAAUAUCAUGUAUUGUUUAUAUACAGUACAAUAUAUCAGUAUAUUAAAAUUUAACGCAUAUAGGCAAAUGCAAUGCGUCUGUGUGUACACAAUGGGAAUCAUACUAUUAAUAUACAUCUUGUACCCUGCUUUUUUUCACUUAAUAUAUAUUGGAGCUCUUUCUAAAUCAGUAUACAUAGAUCUGACUCUUCUUUAUGGCUACAUGGUAUUCAGUUGAAUAUAUUUUCCAUAAUUUAACUGGUUCCUUAUCAAGGGAUAUUUAAGUUGUUAUUAGUCUUUUUCAGUUUUCAAACAAGGCUGCAAGGAACAGUUUAAAAAGUAGAUCCUUGGGCUUCCCUGGUGGCGCAGUGGUUGAGAGUCCGCCUGCCGAUGCAGGGGACACGGGUUUGUGCCCUGGUCCAGGAAGAUCCCACAUGCCAUGGAGCGGCUGGGCCCGUGAGCCAUGGCCGCUGAGCCUGCGCAUCAGGAGCCUGUGCUCCGCAACGGGAGAGGCCACAACAGUAAGAGGUCCGCGUACCACAAAAAAAAAAAAAAAAAAAGUAGAUCCUUACAUGUUUGGCAAGAAUAUCUGUAGGGUAAAUUUCUUUCUUUUUUUUUCCCCGGCCACACCACGUGGCUUGCAGGAUCUUAGUUCCCCAACCAGGGAUUGAACCUGGGCCCUGGCAGUGGAAGCACCAAGUCCUAACCACUGGACCACCAGGGAAUUCCUAUAGGGUAAAUUUCUAGAAGUAGAAUUGCUAGGUCAAAGAGCAGAUAAACAUUUUGAAAGCUGUUGCCAAGUUGCUUUUAGAUGAAAUCAUACCAAUUUUCACUUCCACCAAGAGUGCUCCAUUCUCCAAAACCUUUUAGAUAUUUGCCAAGAUAAAAUUAUACUUGGUUUAAUUUGCUUCAUUUUUUUUCUUUCUGGCCAUGACGCGGGACUUGAAGGAUCUUAGUUCCCCAACCAGGGAUUGAACCCGGGCCCUCAGCAAUGAGAGUACAGAAUCCUAACCACUGGACCGCCAGGGAAUUCCCUGGUUUAAUUUGCUUUAAAUUAUGAGAUGGCUCAUUGUUUAUUAGUGAUUAAUAUUUCUUUUAAUGUGCUCUGUCCAUGUCUUUUGCCCAUUUUGAUAUUGACAUUAGUUCUUAAACUUAAAAAAUAACAUAAUGCAAAUCUGUAUUUGUAUCGUGUUUUACAAUUUACUAUUUUAAUAUCAUCUCAUUAAAAAUUUUGAACUUCA
Messenger RNA from Orcinus orca (killer whale), 3441 nucleotides. Its product is annotated as alanyl-tRNA editing protein Aarsd1. Bases 348 to 815 code for a protein of 155 amino acids. The record is from RefSeq and is a predicted model, not a curated record. Gene Ontology annotation, molecular function: nucleic acid binding; Ser-tRNA(Ala) deacylase activity; Hsp90 protein binding. Lineage: Eukaryota; Metazoa; Chordata; Mammalia; Artiodactyla; Delphinidae. Gene Ontology annotation, biological process: chaperone-mediated protein complex assembly; regulation of translational fidelity; protein folding. Gene Ontology annotation, cellular component: nucleus; cytosol. The transcript is spliced from 7 exons.